UGGUCUCGGCGGGCAGCCGCAGCGCCGUGCAGCCGGUGCCUGGCCUUGGCAGCCGGCGCUGGCACUGUCGCCCCGGUGCUGAGCAAACACGUCCGGCGCAGCUGCCGGCCUCCUUCUCCUCCCGCUUUGUUUAGCCAGAGCGUGCCGGCCCGGCGAGGGCUGCGGUGUGGGACGCUGGUGCCCGCCAUUGGUGCCAGGAGCCGGGCUGGACGACCCUCAGUGCCGCGGCAGCGCCGGCGGGACAGGGCAGGGACACGCGCCCCAGCGCUUUGUUCCCCGUUGGGCCUCGAUUAGCAGCUUGGCGGCUGGACAAUUAAAAUGCAGCGCUGGGGCAUGGCCGUCAAUGUGUACUCGACGUCGGUGACCAGCGAGAACCUGAGCCGCCAUGACAUGCUCGCCUGGGUCAACGACUCCCUCCAGCUCAACUACACCAAGAUCGAGCAGCUCUGCUCAGGCGCUGCCUACUGCCAGUUCAUGGACAUGCUGUUCCCCGGCUGCGUCCACCUGCGCAAGGUGAAGUUCCAGGCCAAGCUGGAGCACGAGUACAUCCACAACUUCAAGGUGCUCCAGGCCGCCUUCAAGAAGAUGGGAGUGGACAAAAUCAUCGCGGUGGAGAGGCUGGUGAAGGGCAAGUUCCAGGACAACUUCGAGUUCAUCCAGUGGUUUAAGAAGUUCUUCGACGCCAACUACGACGGGAAGGAGUACAACCCGCUGCUGGCGCGGCAGGGCCAGGACGUCACGCCCCCCCCAAACCCAGGUGAUCACAUCUUCAACAAACCCAAGAAACCCAUUGGCACUGCAGUGCCCCAGAGGACCUCUCCCACCGGCCCCAAAAACACGCCAAACCCAGCCCGGCUCAGCAACGUGCCCAGCAGCAUCCUCCGGAAAAACUCCCCCGCCACCCGCAACGGGGGCAGCGAGGCCGAUGCGCAGAUCCUGGAGCUCAACCAGCAGCUGAUGGACCUGAAGCUGACAGUGGACGGGCUGGAGAAGGAGCGGGAUUUCUACUUCAGCAAACUGCGGGACAUUGAGCUGAUCUGCCAGGAGCACGAGAACGAGAACAGCCCCAUCAUCGCUGGCAUCAUCAGCGUCCUCUACGCCACAGAGGAGGGCUUCGCCCCACCAGAGGACGACGAGCUGGAGGAGCAGCAGCCAGAGGACCAGGACGAGUACUAGCCCCGGCACCUCCUGCGCCCGUGCCGCCCCGCGCCGUUCCCCCUCCAUAGACAUUCGAGGUCUGAGCCUGUGCGCCUCGCCCUGCACUGUCACACACCAUCACGGUUCCUGGCGGCCGAGCCCACGGCCUUGGCGGCCAGCAGCGCCGGUGGAAGCCACAGUCUCCAUAAUAAAUAGAUGUCCCUCCAGCGAGGAGCACGGCUCUACCUGCGCCGGGGGCUGGGGGGUGGGGACAGGCUGUGGCCACCGCACCAGGGGCCUGGCCCUCGCCACCUCCACCCCGUAUUUAUUUCCGUUGUCCCCUCUGGUGUGAGUGCCAUGGCCGCCCCAGCGUCCCCGCCUGCCCCGCUGUGUGAGAGCGAGAGGGAAAGAAAGAUCGAGUCCUCGGGGUGUUUUCCUGGGGUGGAUGGAGUGUGUUCGUGUGCUGCCUGCGCUGUCUGCACCCUGCCAGCCCUGGAGCCCGGGGACUGGGGCUGGAGCCCUGGGACCACUGCAUGGGGACCGGUGCUGGCCCGGCAGCCUGCGGGCGGCGGGGGGGACGCAGCUCAGAGGAGGGAGGUUUUGCUUCAAGUUCCUGGGAGGAUGCAAAAGAAACCCCAGCCUGGCUGGUGACGCGGCCGCCUGCCCGCUCAGGCAGGGGCAGGCAGCGGGGGCGCCCUGGCCACCACAGGCUGGGACAGAGGAUGCCGGAGCGGGAGCCUGUCCCCGCUGUGGCAUGGGGACAGCGGUGCCCCUGUCCCCGCUGUGGGUCCCCUGCCCUCGCCCAUGGCCACCAAGGACCCCCCAGGCCAGCCGGGUGUCCUGCCCCGCGGGGCGCUGGGGUGGGUUUGCCGAGAGCGGCACGCAGCGCCUGUCCUGGCCGUCAUCUCCCUGUCGCAUCGCUUGUCUGGUCCGUCACCCCGGUUGCAAAGCCUGCAUCUGUGUUAAGUUUUAUUUAAAAUAAACUCGUGUGGUAAAA
Messenger RNA from Columba livia (rock pigeon), 2134 nucleotides. It is a transcript of the gene MAPRE3, whose product is annotated as microtubule associated protein RP/EB family member 3. Gene Ontology annotation, molecular function: microtubule plus-end binding. Gene Ontology annotation, biological process: protein localization to microtubule; regulation of microtubule polymerization or depolymerization; spindle assembly. The record is from RefSeq and is a predicted model, not a curated record. The transcript is spliced from 7 exons. Gene Ontology annotation, cellular component: microtubule plus-end; cytoplasmic microtubule; microtubule organizing center. Bases 319 to 1176 code for a protein of 285 amino acids. Lineage: Eukaryota; Metazoa; Chordata; Aves; Columbiformes; Columbidae.